Messenger RNA from Lingula anatina, 7429 nucleotides. RefSeq lists its product as uncharacterized. The record is from RefSeq and is a predicted model, not a curated record. Gene Ontology annotation, molecular function: protein binding. NCBI's taxonomy places the organism in Eukaryota, Metazoa, Brachiopoda, Lingulata, Lingulida, Lingulidae.
AUGUUACUACUGUACAUAGCCAUGGUAUUUGGCAACAACCAAGCCAGCUUUAUCCAGUCUGCCAUGAAGCUGAACACCACCACCCAGGCCGCACUUAAGGACAUGUUGGAGGUUUUCAUGGAGUCCUCAGACCACAAAAUACCACCUAACUUUGCUGAUAUAUUAAAGUGCAGUGUAACCUUGCCAGCACCUAGCAGACGCGUCUCGUCUCGUCUGGAUGACGUGUUUGUGUCCGCGCCUGUAUCAUCUGUCUCAAGGGGGAAGGGACGGGAACUGCGAAGGUCCUCCUCCUGUUGUAGUCUGCUUAGCUCUCGAGCCAGCAUCAACUCUUCCAUGGUGGUGUCCCCUAGCCCCCUGGCCAGGGCUAUAAGCAUGACAUCACUGAAGGGGGCGUAUUCUCCAUACCUGAGCCAUGUGUACUCCAGUUCUCCACAGUCCCCUCUCAAGGCUCUGGUGGACUCGCCCCAACUGGCACACAAGAUGGCUGCUAUUGAUAGGGAGAAGCUGAAAAAGCAGGAGAGACUUCUUAGACAAAAAGAACAGGAAAUCAAGCGCUUGGAAAGCCUCUUGAACUCAGAAAUUCAUUUGAAGUCUGAACUACAAAGGGAUUUACAAGAGAAGAACAAAGAAAUUGUGCUGUUUGAGGCAAAAUGCAAAGAAGUGGCCAGGUUGCAACACCAGCUUGUCUUGGCGCAGGAUGACUUGGAUCACAUGAAUGCACUGAGGGAAGAGGCAAAAAAGACUGAGAACGAAUUUGCACGGUUGAAAAUGCAACUGAGUGCACAGAAUGAUCUGAAAGAGAGAAACAAGAAGCUGGAAGCAGAGACAACAGAGCUGUAUGCAGAGCGGGCUUCUUUGAAUGAGGAGCUCAAGCGAUGUCAGAGCCUCCUUACCACCACGCAAAACCAAAAAGAGGCUCUGCUCAAGACCGAGGCCCAGAUGGGGGGCACCCUUGAGGCCCAGAAGCAGGAGUUGCUCUCCUACCAGCGCCUGUAUAAUGACACAAAGGUUCAGUUGACGGAGGUCCAGGGGCUCUACCAGGAGGCCACGCUGGAGCUGAAGGUGGCCAGGGAAAACAUGCAGAAUGCACAAACAUUUUCUGAAGGUGAAUGCAUGACCAUAUUCACAGAGAAGAGAGUCAUGGAGUUACAGGAGGAGCUGGCCAGCUGGAAAUCACAGGUUGCUGGACUGAGGACAGAAGUAGAGGCUAAAGAGCAACAGCUGAAAGAGGCAGAAAUUGAAGCGGGCAGAAAGCAGUCAGACAUUGAGCUCCUAAGGCAGGAGGAAGGUCAGCGCCAGCAGGAAAUUGCCAGUCUGUACCAGAGCCUGAAUACGUUGAAAGCCAGUCAGGCCAAGGGUGAGGCAGAAAUCAGGAAACUGCAGCAUGGGCUGGAGUUGAAGACACAACAGGCGGAGGAUACAGAACUGCGUGCCAGCCAACACGUCCGCGAGAUGGGAGAGAGGUGUGCUGAGGAGAUACUGGAGGCCAAACAAAGUCACGAGCAGAAAGUGGGUCAGUUGCAGAAAGAGAUUGAAUCCCUGAAGUCUGAGUGCUCCAAAGCAAAUGGCCAGAUCAGGCAAUUGGAGGGAAAGCUUCAGAUUAAUGAAAAGCAGAUGACAUACACUGAGGAACAGGCGAGCCACAGAGUUACGGAGAUUGAGGAGAAAUACGUGUCUCAGUUGAAAGAGGAGCAGGAGAGUUACCAGCGUAGAAUGUCACAGCUGUACCAGGACAUCGAGGCUCUGAAAACUAAACUGACCAAGGCGGAAAAUGACAACAGUCAGCUAAAGGAGACAUUGGGUGCCAAAACUGAGGAAAUGGAAACAGCUGAAAAGCUUUCUUCUGAGAGGUUGGCUAAACUGGAAAAAGACUACAGCGGCAAGUGUCAGCAGCUGGAUGCUGAACAGCAAGCAGCAAGUGAGAUACUUGCUGAACUGAGAGAGAAAUACAGUGCCAAAUGCCAAGAGAUGGAGGAAGCUGAAACACAGGCCUCUGAGAAGUUGUCUGCUAUGGAAAAGCAGUGCAGUAAGAAGUGUCAGGAACUUGAGACAGAACUGAAGCAGGCCAUGGAGAAAAGGGGUGAGAUUGAGAAGCAACACAAAUCCGAGUUAGCUGCAGAGAGGCUGGCACACCAGAAGACCGUCGCACAGCUGGAAUCACAUCUUGAGUCUCAGAAGACAUCUUGCUUCUCUUUGGAUGAGACAGUUGCCCAGUUGAAAGAAGAGCUGGUGAGAUCACGCCAGCUGGUUGUAGAGAACAGUGAGAAGUAUGAAGCGCAGCUUAGUCAAGAGAGGGAAGAGCACUCUGCACAAGUGUCAGUACUGAGGCAGCUGAUUGAAGAGGCCAACUCCAACCACGAUCAGGCUAAAGCACAGGUGACCCUCUUGCAAAGUGAAUUAGAAAAGAAAGUGCAGGAAAUGGAAGCUGCUGAACUCUGCUACAAAGAAAAAGUGGAUACUCUUAAGAAAGAACGCGAUGAACAGAUUCAGAAUCAGAAUGACAUCCACAUGAAGGAAAUGGAGACAGUUAAAAAAGAAAUGGAGACUUUGAAGGAACAGUCUGAGGCUGCAGUGUUCAAAGUACAGGGGUUGUUGGACAGUAAAACACAGGAGUUGGAAAAUGUCCAGAAACANGAAAUCAGGAAACUGCAGCAUGGGCUGGAGUUGAAGACACAACAGGCGGAGGAUACAGAACUGCGUGCCAGCCAACACGUCCGCGAGAUGGGAGAGAGGUGUGCUGCGGAGAUACUGGAGGCCAAACAAAGUCACGAGCAGAAAGUGGGUCAGUUGCAGAAAGAGAUUGAAUCCCUGAAGUCUGAGUGCUCUAAAGCAAAUGGCCAGAUCAGGCAAUUGGAGGGAAAGCUUCAGAUUAAUGAAAAGCAGAUGACAUACACUGAGGAACAGGCGAGCCACAGAGUUACGGAGAUUGAGGAGAAAUACGUGUCUCAGUUGAAAGAGGAGCAGGAGAGUUACCAGCGUAGAAUGUCACAGCUGUACCAGGACAUCGAGGCUCUGAAAACUAAACUGACCAAGGCGGAAAAUGACAACAGUCAGCUAAAGGAGACAUUGGGUGCCAAAACUGAGGAAAUGGAAACAGCUGAAAAGCUUUCUUCUGAGAGGUUGGCUAAACUGGAAAAAGACUACAGCGGCAAGUGUCAGCAGCUGGAUGCUGAACAGCAAGCGGCAAGUGAGAUACUUGCUGAACUGAGAGAGAAAUACAGUGCCAAAUGCCAAGAGAUGGAGGAAGCUGAUACACAGGCCUCUGAGAAGUUGUCUGCUAUGGAAAAGCAGUGCAGUAAGAAGUGUCAGGAACUUGAGACAGAACUGAAGCAGGCCAUGGAGAAAAGGGGUGAGAUUGAGAAGCAACACAAAUCCGAGUUAGCUGCAGAGAGGCUGGCACACCAGAAGACCGUCGCACAGCUGGAAUCACAUCUUGAGUCUCAGAAGACAUCUUGCUUCUCUUUGGAUGAGACAGUUGCCCAGUUGAAAGAAGAGCUGGUGAGAUCACGCCAGCUGGUUGUAGAGAACAGUGAGAAGUAUGAAGCGCAGCUUAGUCAAGAGAGGGAAGAGCACUCUGCACAAGUGUCAGUACUGAGGCAGCUGAUUGAAGAGGCCAACUCCAACCACGAUCAGGCUAAAGCACAGGUGACCCUCUUGCAAAGUGAAUUAGAAAAGAAAGUGCAGGAAAUGGAAGCUGCUGAACUCUGCUACAAAGAAAAAGUGGAUACUCUUAAGAAAGAACGCGAUGAACAGAUUCAGAAUCAGAAUGACAUCCACAUGAAGGAAAUGGAGACAGUUAAAAAAGAAAUGGAGACUUUGAAGGAACAGUCUGAGGCUGCAGUGUUCAAAGUACAGGGGUUGUUGGACAGUAAAACACAGGAGUUGGAAAAUGUCCAGAAACAAGCUCUCGUGAAACAGCAACAAAUGGACUCAGAGAUGGAAAAUGUGAAAGAGCAGUUGGAGAGUGAGAUUGCCCAGCUCAAAGAACAACUGGAGAUUGGGUCCCGGAACAUGAGUGAUCUAAAACAGCAAGAUGAUCUAAAACUGCAGAAGUUAGAAGCAGAAUUGGACGCUUUGAAGCAGGAAUCAGAAAGGGAGACUGCAAGGUUGGGGAAUUUACUGACCAGCAAAACUCAAGAAAUGGAAAAACUCAGACAAGAGUUAGAGUCUCAAGUUCAGAGGUUGAAACAACAUCUCAGUGACAUGGAGGAAAAGCAUGCUGACAAAAUUAGAUUGGAAAAUGAAAACUACCAGCAAGCAAGCAGACAACUUGAAGAAAUGGAGACCAUGAAGACCUCGGCAGAGGCAAAAAUCUCUCAGUUACAGAGUGAUCUGGACAAUAAAACUCAACUACUUCGUGAGACAAAGACUGAAUUGGGUGCCAAGAUGGCUGAGAUGGAAGGCAGCUAUCUUACUCAGAUUAGUAGUCUGCAAACCAGUCAUGAGGAGAGCAGGGCACAGCUCAGUGCAGAACUGACAGCUGCCAGAGAAACCAUCUCAAGUUCAAAGCUGCAAAUAACUCAGCUUCAAAAUGCUUUGGAUUCCAAGACCCAGCUUAUAAAAGAGCUAGAGAACAAGUCCAGCGAAAGGGUGGCGUACACUGAGGAAAAAUACAUCUCCCAGCUAUCCAGGCUUGAGACUGACUUUGAAAAGCUCAAGGAUCACUACGAUCAGUCCCUGGAGCAGAUUAAAACCCAGCAGGCCAGUUUAGAGGCCAGAGGUCAGCUGGUGAAGGAGACGGAACUGCGGGCCAAUCAGAGGCUGUGUGACAUGGAGCAGGAGUACGAGGACCUCUUGAAGAAGGAGAAGGACCGUCAGCAACAGAGAGUCAAGGAACUGGAGCAUGAGAUAGAGAUGCUCAAAGCAGACUAUGCUAAAGCACAGAAUCUCAUGGAAAAAAUGCGCAAGACAGCAGCAGACCACCAGAGGCAGUUGUCACAGGCCUCGGCCAUGAAUAAGUCCUUGAGAUCGCAGUUGGAAGACCUGGAAAGAGAGAGGUCUGGAGCAGCAGAACGACUGAGCAGUGAGCAACAAGGACACCGUGCUGAGGUAGAAAAGCUGAAGAAGCAGCUGACUUCAACUCAGAGGGAGAGAGAGGAGGAAGGAGUAAUAAACAAAAGACUUGCCAAGCAGAUAAACUCUCUGGAAGCCCAGAUAGAGCAUGCCAACAGGCAAAUCAGAGAACUAAAAGAAAAAGAGGAGAAAAGAGUGUUUGCCACCCCCAGAUACACUCCUCAUUUCCCUGCUGCAGCCAAAAGUCUAUCUAAAAAAGAAACAACAUUUGAUGGCAGUAUGGAAUAUCUUGAUGACUCUCUGGAGGAGAAGAAGCCAAUGUCUGUGAAUGAGCUGAGAAGUACGUCAAGUGAUGAGGACAUCAGAAAUAGUGCACAUGAUGCCAGCUUUACCUCAGUGGGAGAUGGGUUUGCACACCCUAUGACCUUGAGGAGUCACCAUCCUGCCAAGAGACUCAGUGUGUCCAGCACAACCAGCUCCAGUUUUGAACCAACGCGGUCCGCUGGUGUGCCUCGUGGCGCUGGUAACCUAUUUGCAUGUGAAGAAGAGCCAGACAUGGACUUUAACUGGGACAGCCUUAGUGAGCUCCAGAGGAGAAACACCCUGUGCUUGCCACACCUGAGGUCUGCGUACCCCCUCAUUACACAGCCCCAGGACAUCAGUGAAGACAUGAUGAGGUCUGGUCUACCCUCCAAUGUCACCAGUGAGAAUCUACAGGGUAGCCUAGGUGGAAUGUCCACUAGAAGUGGUAAAAAGAGGCAGUCUGGAGAACAUGAUGCCGGGGAAGACAGAAAGAAAUCAAAGACGGCUAAGCCAUCUACCCCAGGGACCCCCAACACUGGGAAGAGGACACCACGCAGUGGACGAAAGUCAAGGACUCCAAAAAUAAGCCGAAACUGUCAAGAGAACAAGUCUCAGAAGCUAAAGAGACAAACUGGAGCUAUAGCUUUUAACAUAGGAUUUUCCCCAAAGGUGUCUGAUAGAAAGAAGGGAAAGAUUGGCUCCUCCAGAACUACGCCCACCAGUCAGAUCAAUCAGCCUUCAGAGUCCAAACGCUCCUUGAAGCUUUUCAGUAAGGUGAAGAGAAAGCCUCUUGGAAGUUGGAAUGCAUAAGAAGACUGGUGAUGUACCCAAACCCCACAGAAUAAAGAUUUUAUCUCAUCUCUGAAGUUCAAACAAUGUAUUAAAUAAUAGUUGAGUGUGUAAUGCUCAAGAUAAAAGGUUAUUUUGACUGCAUGAUAUCAAUCACAAUUUGCACUUUAGGCAAUGUUUAAUAAAGAAAAUGUAAAUGUGCCAUGUGAAACACUUGAUGGAUCGCAUGUGAUUUAUGAUUUACUAAUAGACACAGCAUGUUUAUCAAUAUAGGCACAAAGAUGAAUAUUUUGUUACCGAAAACUCCUCUUUGCUUUAAGUAUUUAGUGCAAGUAUUAUAGGGUCCAGCUCAGUACCAAAUAAGGUGGUUAGGUCUAAAACAUUUUAAAAGAUACUUAUUGUCCUGGUAAUUAAGGAUCCGAGUUAACACACAUAUUAAGUAAUACCGUGGUGAUGGUUUAUGUCUGUGUUUUAUUCAGUUAGAGUAAAAAAUGUAUCAUGUCAUGGUAAUAUAUACUUCCACCAUUGUAUUUGAUAUGGCAAUUGUGUAGUGUGUAUGUGAAGUGGAAUUGAAAGAAUGUAUGAUAUGUAUGUAAUUACAUAUGUUUUGUUUAUAUGUAAAAAGAAAAGAUUUGCAUUGAAACCUGGGAGCUGAUUUCACAUGCUGCCAGGAAUUUCUUAAUUUGAGGUUAAAAUCAGGUCAGAACUAGCUUCUGAUCAUAUUUUUCUUCUCUUAUUUAUCAAACUAGACCCAAAUCUAGACUUUGUGUGAAACCAACUUUUUUUCAUGAAAUAAUUUGAAAUGUCUCCAGGAUGUAUCGAGUGGUAAUAGUGACAUACUUGGUCAUAGAACUUUAGAGUAAUGACAUUAAUUUAGUUAUAUUCUUGUUACGACAUUUGUACUUGGAGUUAAAAAAAGUGUCUUCACAUUUGUAGAAAUUGCGUCAUUGUCAAGUCCAGUGGAGUAUGGGUGGGAGGGGGCUCUAGAGUAGAGGUGAAAGAAGAUCUGAAUUCACUCUUUGGCUAAUUUUGAUUUUACUACAAUAUUAGCGGUGCAUCAUGAAAUAUACAUUUUCUGGUUCUCCUGGAAGUAUCGAGUGACAUGAGUUUUGACUUGGAUUUGGAUAUUGUUAUGGAAAGUGGUUAGCAUGUAACAUGGGGGUCAGCUGACAUCACUGCAAAUGGUAUCAGGAUCCAGAUCAAAUGUUGGUUAAAAACUCGUCUGUGCUCUUGAGAAUAGUAUGAUAGAACACAGUUUUGUAAAUAUGUGUCCUGUAACUUAAAUCAUUGUAUGAAUAGUAAUUAAAUGUAUAUUUGUUUAACA